AGGCAGCCGACCCCGCCACUAUGCUGCUGAAGAAGCCUGCAGCGAAAGGAGGGGCCCGGGAGCCGGCGGAGGACCCAAGCCCCACUGGGCAGCGUUGUGCCAGAACCGUACCCUCGUGCGCGGUCCUGGCGGCCCUCCUAUCAGUGGUGGCCGCGUUGUCUUGUCUGUACCUGGGGGUGAAAACCAACGACCUCCAGGCGAGGAUCGCCGCUCUCGAAUCCGCCAAAGGGGAUCCUUCCAUCCGUCUGCUUCCUGAUUGUGUGGAUCAGCUGAACGCAAUGGUGCAAGAGAAAGUGGAGCGACUUCUGGCUCAGAAAUCCUAUGAACAUAUGGCUAAAAUAAGAAUCGCAAGAGAAGCACCUUCAGAAUGCAACUGCCCAGCAGGCCCUCCAGGGAAACGAGGUAAGAGAGGCCGAAGAGGAGAAUCUGGUCCUCCUGGUCAGCCUGGUCCUCAGGGCCCUCCUGGUCCAAAAGGUGAUAAGGGAGAACAAGGUGAUCAGGGACCCCGGGGUCUGCCAGGCUUCCCCACAGUUGCUGCCCUGCACAGUAAUCAGAUCCUCACCGUCAAGGGCGACCAAGGACAAGCUGGGCCCCCAGGCCCACCCGGCCCUCCAGGCCCAAGAGGGCCUCCUGGGGACACGGGCAAAGACGGCCCUCGUGGAAUGCCAGGAGAGCCCGGUGAACCAGGGAACCCAGGAAAGCAAGGCUCAAUGGGUCCUAUGGGGCCUCCGGGACAAAAGGGUUCUGUUGGAGCACAUGGAAUUCCAGGGAUGAAUGGGCAAAAGGGUGAACCCGGGGUGCCUGGAGCAGUGGGGCAGCACGGAAUGCCAGGGCCAAAGGGAGAUGCCGGCGAGAGUGGCCCCAAAGGUGAUGCAGGUGAAAAGGGGGACCCUGGAUCAUCUGCUGCUGGAAUUAAGGGAGAACCUGGGGAAUCUGGUCGUCCAGGGCAAAAGGGCGAACCAGGUUUCAUUGGUCCUCAAGGAGAGCCAGGCUUACCAGGGUUACCAGGAGCCAAGGGCGACCGAGGGGAGGCGGGGCCUCCUGGAAGAGGCGAGCGAGGAGAGCCUGGGACCCCUGGACCAAAGGGGAAACAAGGUGAAUCAGGAGCUAGAGGCCCAAAGGGGUCAAAGGGCGACCGUGGUGACAAAGGAGACUCUGGAACGUUAGGACCAAGGGGUCCACCUGGCCAAAAGGGGGAUCAAGGAGCCACUGAGAUCAUUGACUAUAAUGGCAACCUCCACGAAGCCUUGCAGAGGAUCACCACCUUAACCGUCACGGGUCCCCCUGGACCACCUGGACCUCAAGGACUACAAGGACCAAAGGGAGAGCCGGGAUCUCCAGGAAUCCCAGGAGUUGAUGGAGAGCAGGGACUCAAGGGCUCCAAGGGAGACAUGGGUGACCCGGGUGCACCAGGUGAAAAAGGAGGAAUCGGACUUCCUGGACUACCGGGUGCCAAUGGGAUGAAAGGAGAGAAAGGAGACUCCGGACUGCCAGGUCCUCAGGGCCCUUCCAUCAUAGGCCCACCAGGCCCUCCAGGUCCCCACGGCCCACCCGGCCCCAUGGGACCCCACGGACUUCCUGGACCAAAGGGAGCAUCUGGCUUAGACGGAAAGCCAGGAGCCCGGGGUACAGAUGGCCCUAUGGGACCCCAUGGCCCUGCAGGUCCCAAAGGAGAAAGAGGUGAAAAAGGAGCUGUGGGGGAGCCAGGACCCAGAGGACCCUAUGGUCUGCCUGGGAAAGAUGGAGAGCCUGGUCUUGAUGGCUUCCCUGGUCCACGCGGCGAGAAGGGUGACCUAGGAGAAAAGGGAGAAAAGGGAUUCCGUGGCAUUAAGGGGGAAAAAGGGGAGCCAGGCCAGCCUGGCCUGGAUGGGCUGGAUGCCCCUUGCCAAUUGGUUGAAAAUAAGGCCGAGCCUACAGCAUUAAGCUUCUGCAGUCAAGAGUUAGCCAUUUCUAGGGGAUGCUAUUAA
Artibeus jamaicensis (Jamaican fruit-eating bat) is the source of this 1967-nucleotide messenger RNA. RefSeq names its product collagen type XXV alpha 1 chain (gene COL25A1). Lineage: Eukaryota; Metazoa; Chordata; Mammalia; Chiroptera; Phyllostomidae. The transcript is spliced from 35 exons. Bases 21 to 1967 code for a protein of 648 amino acids. The record is from RefSeq and is a predicted model, not a curated record.